Messenger RNA from Tilletiaria anomala UBC 951, 789 nucleotides. RefSeq lists its product as uncharacterized. Lineage: Eukaryota; Fungi; Basidiomycota; Exobasidiomycetes; Georgefischeriales; Tilletiariaceae. The coding region runs from base 1 to 789 and encodes 262 amino acids. The transcript has 6 exons. The record is from RefSeq and is a predicted model, not a curated record.
AUGAACAUCAAACUCGCAACUCUCGCCCCCUUCCUUGGUGUUGCUCUCGAGAUCGCCGCCAUCCCCGCUCCUGCCUCUCCUCCAGGCGCUAGCUUGGGGGUUUCCAGCGUGAUCAUUCGUCCGCGCACAUUCAAAAAUGGAGUGACCUCCUCGCCAGAAGGGGGCGUACUCACAUCCAUCCAUGUCGUAAUGUGCAAGCAACUACUGCUCACAGACUCCGUCGCAGAGGAAGGCCAGUCACAAUGGAAGGCUCGACGCAAAGGGGGAGGACAGGUCGACCUCCUACAAGAAACCCCCGAACUCUCAACCUUGCCAGUCAUUUCUCCUAUCCCCCAGUGGCUUAGCUUGACGCUCAACGGCCGCUACUUCAAAGCCAAUACGGAUGGUGCCUUCUCGGGGCGCAAACGAGAUCACGCUGCCGUCCAAUCCGGCCAGGCGAGCUUCUCCUUCAUCAUCUUCCUGACUGUGUCGAAGAACACGGGCGGGUCUCUGGCUGGCACGAAGCUCUACGCUGCGUCUUUCUUCUUCGACAAGAAGGGCAUGACUGCCUCGGGUAUCUCCAUUCUGACGAGCCAACAGCUCUUUGAUUUGUUCACCGACGAUCGCCACACUGGAUCGAAAUUGCUGGCGCUCUUCUGGCACGCGGAGUUCCAGUACGGUGGCAGUAUUACUUCCGGACAAGGGAUCAAGGCGUCGGACGGCUCUUACUCGACCUGGGUGAUGGAGGAGCUGACGCAAGGCGAGGGUGAAGUUCACGUUGACAUCGCCUCGAUGGGCCUAGGGUACUAA